GUCAAGCACAAGCUGUUGAAAUCGUAAAUGCCUCUCUCCGCCGAUCUUUAUCACCAAGAGCAACCAGACAGACACCGACGCCAUUGCAGUGCACAGGAGAACCCUACCCUGGGUGAAGCUACAUCAAUAGAGCAUGCUACGUAGGAAUAUACCUUCUCUUCAACAAAACAACAGACUCCACUGAACUGAGAGUCUGUUUUUCCAUUCAAUUCUCCCCAGAAUUAUUAUAUUUUCUCAUUCUAGGACAGCAUUGCUCCUCUCCUCAGCGACUACACUCGAAGCAGACACUCCCACAACACACCAGGACACCCCAGUCUGACCAUACAAAAGUUGUGGAAACCUAUCAACUUUGGAGAGAAGCCUAUCUUUACGGCCGGAUAUACGGUGGCCUUCCAGUGCAGAGAGAGAGUGACAUUUGGGGAGAGAAAGAGGGGAUUUGGGGAUUUUUCUCUCUUCUGGUGGGUCUGUGAAAGUCUGUCAAGACGCCGCGUGCCGUGCUCCGCGUGAAGAAUGCCCAGGCGAGGAUGGCCAAGCCGGCUGAGCCAGCGCCAACACCUGGGCUCUACAUGGAGCGCUCGCAGAGUCGGAUCAGCCUGUCGGCCUCCUUCGAGGCUCUGGCCAUCUACUUCCCCUGUAUGAACUCUUUUGAUGAGGACGAUGUCGGUAAGCAGCCUAAAGAUGCUGAGGGUAGAAGGCUAAAGGGGAUCCAAAGGAGCACUGAGACGGGACUGGCUGUAGAGAUGCCCAGCCGCACUGUACGCCAAGCCAGCCACGAGUCCAUUGAAGACAGCAUGAACAGCUACGGCUCAGAGGGCAAUCUAAAUUACAGUGGGAUGUGCCUUGCCUCUGACGCCCAAUUCAGUGACUUCCUAGAUGGGAUGGGCCCUGCACAGUUUGUUGGGCGACAGACAUUAGCCACAACAUCAUUGGGUGAUGUUGAAAUAGGCCUGCUGGAGAGAAAUGGUGGUUUGGAGGUGGAGAUUGUGCAGGCCAGAGGACUCACACAGAAACCUGGAUCCAAAGGACCUCCAGCGGCUUACAUUAAAGUGUACCUACUUGAAAAGGGGAUCUGUGUUGCAAAAAAGAAGACAAAGUCGGUUAGGAAAUCCCUGGACCCUCUGUAUAACCAAGUGCUGGUGUUCUCGGAGAGUCCACAGGCGAAAGUCGUUCAGGUGAUUGUUUGGGGAAACUACGGACGCAUGGAUCGUAAAUGCUUCAUGGGUGUCGCCCGCAUCUUAUUGGAGGAGCUGGAUUUGACAAGCAUGGUGAUUGGCUGGUACAAGCUUUUCCCCACCUCGUCCAUGGUGGACCCCACGAUGGCACCAUUGAUCCGGCACUCUUCCCAACUGUCCUUGGAGAGCACCGUGGGCCCAUCCUUUGAGCGCUCUUAAGAACUUUGCUAACAGGCUCUUUUUUGAACACACCCUUCCCUUUGUGUGCCCCCCAAAAGAAAUGCACUACCCCUUCAGAGGGACAUAUAUUGACCGUAGUGUACUGCUCUGAGAUGGUUAGUGACACUGGCCUUGCACUGUUUUUCAGAAAUAAUUUAUUUUAAACAGCAGAAAAAGGGGGCACCAAAGUUCUAGAAAGACUUUGAGAAUAGGAGUUCCUUAUUCUUACUCUUGACUUAGGCUGUUUUUUACAUGGCCCCAGAUAAUAUGUCAAUGCGUGUCAUGGGAGCAAGAGAGAGGUUUGCAACCCUCCUUCUGGGGAUGUAUCAUUCCUGUGUUCUGGUGGCAGCCAUUGGGUCUGAAGCUGAAGGUUGCAACACAGAGGGGAAUGUGCAAUAUCAUGGUUAUAAUGUAGCUGGUACAGAAGCAAAUAAGCCAACGCAAGUUCUAGAAAUCUACCACCAAGGAAAGCAGAUUCUCUCUACAAUUAAAUAAGCCAAGCUGAGAAUUCAAAUUUAGAUUGAGCUUAAUAAGUGUUGUUUGAAUAGAUUUAAGAUUGUCUUUGAAGCUUGUCUAAUAUUUUAACAGUUUCAACUGUGCCAAUUUACCAGUAAGUGUCUUGACUUUGUGGCUUGUGCCAUUGUUCAAAAGGGUAAUUUUGGAAAGGAAACAUCUGAUUACAGCUCGUGACAGGGGCACUGAAGCUUCAGUUAGAGCUGUCCUUUUUUAAAUUACAAUCAUCAUUAUGACACUGUCAAAGCAGGUAGUGAUUAACACAACUCCACAAGUGAAGCAGUGAGGAAAGCUUGAAAUAUAUUUUCUGAUCAUCUACAAAGGUCUGAGAGGAAAUAGGACAGAUAUAUAAUUAAAUCAAAGGAAUUUACAGAAAAUUGUAGAGCUGUAGGGUAAUGAAAAUAACAUGUAUUUUAUUUGGCCGCUUUAUUAUAGAUGUUUUUCUAUUAGUCUUGAGUGAGCCAAAGUGUGUUUUCUGAUUUAUUUGAUUCAUGUUCAAAGGGCAGAGACGCAGAACUUGGUAGCAUAGUAAGGUUGUAGCAUUAGGUGGUAGCAUCUGCAUGACAGAAUACCAUAUUAGCUUAUCACAAAAUAAUAAUAGUAAGCAUGAGAUAUUACAAGGGGAAGAGAAACAACACAAGUUGGUUAAAACUAAAUUGUAAAUUGAUUGAGGAGCUAAACGACAAAAGACACACAGUGCCAACGAACAGUUAAAAGUGGUUCAACAUGUAGAAUGGUCGGGAAAUAAACAUAAGAUUAUGGCCAAUGUUCUGGUCAGAGGGGAUAGGCUUUUAACCAUUCACUGGAACAUUGUGUAUUGUCCUUAACAUGUAGCAGUUAAAUUCAGAUUUAUGAAGAUUAUUGCAAUUCUGACUUAUGUGCUACUGUUGAAAACAGAAUAGCUAUAUUAACUUUAAAGAAAUAAGUGUAUUUGGUCCGUUUAAGUACUACACAGAACACCCGGGUCUAGCUAGAAUGAGCCUACAUGUUGUGUAUAAUGUAUUAAGUCAAAUUUUUAUGAAAUGUAAAAAAUUAAAAUAAUUUGGAGACAACAUUUUGAAAAUGCUGAAUUAACUUGAAGACUAAAUUCAAGUCUUAAGAUGAACAUUAAAUUGUAGGCACAGCAUCAAAGUGAUGAAGAUAAGAGCUCACUAGAGCAGGUAGCACUGGUACAGAAAUAUGAUACCAAGACUUACUGUUUUGAAACAUGUAUUUUUCCAACCAAUAUCUUCAUUUUGUAAAGCAAUAAGUAGCAGCACCCAUCCACAACAAUCCACAACAAACCUCCAUGUUAUGUCCCUCGAAGUGUGAUGUAUAAGGCUAAAACUAUUAUUAAGCUAAUACAACCUGUAAGUAAUUUAUAUGCUAUCCAGUGUAGACAAUAAG
This is a messenger RNA of Oncorhynchus gorbuscha (pink salmon), 3290 nucleotides long. It is a transcript of the gene rims4, whose product is annotated as regulating synaptic membrane exocytosis 4. Gene Ontology annotation, cellular component: cytoskeleton of presynaptic active zone; presynaptic membrane. Gene Ontology annotation, molecular function: small GTPase binding; transmembrane transporter binding. The transcript is spliced from 6 exons. The record is from RefSeq and is a predicted model, not a curated record. Gene Ontology annotation, biological process: positive regulation of synaptic transmission; regulation of membrane potential; regulation of synaptic plasticity. Bases 525 to 1391 code for a protein of 288 amino acids. NCBI's taxonomy places the organism in Eukaryota, Metazoa, Chordata, Actinopteri, Salmoniformes, Salmonidae.